Molecule: messenger RNA, 8216 nt
Organism: Sceloporus undulatus (fence lizard)
Lineage: Eukaryota; Metazoa; Chordata; Lepidosauria; Squamata; Phrynosomatidae
Gene: KMT2B
Product: lysine methyltransferase 2B
Exons: 37
Coding region: 68-7612 (2514 amino acids)
Biological process (GO): positive regulation of DNA-templated transcription
Cellular component (GO): nucleus; histone methyltransferase complex
Molecular function (GO): DNA binding; protein binding; zinc ion binding
Source: RefSeq, a predicted model, not a curated record
CUUUAGCGGAGGGGUGUUAUUGUGGCGGCCCGGCCCUCAGCACCAAGCCUCUGCUUAGUGUUUAAAGAUGGCGGCGGCGGCGGCUGCAUUAGGGCCAGCGGCGGUGGCGGCGGGAGGCGUCGGUUCCUCCUGGGCCUCGGUGCCGAGGGGCCGCUUCCCGGGGCGUCCGGGCGGGUGCCGCGCUCGGGGCUCCGGGGCCGGGAGCCGCGCGCGGGUCUCGCUCUUGGCGCCGCGGCUGCUGCUGUGGGCCGCCUCCGGGGAGAAAGAGAGGGCCGCGGCCGUGGCGGCGACGGUGGCCGGGGACACCACCCUGGGGAGCCUGCUGGGCCUCAGCCGGAGCUGGCGCCGCCUCCAGGGCCUCCUCGGGGACGGCGGCGGCAGCAGCAGCGAGGAGGAGGAGGAGGAGACGGAAGAGUUCCUGGGCUUCCAUGUGGAGGAAAAAGCCACCCAGAGCUCACGACGUGCUGCGUUGCGAUCUAAAAGAGGUGCAGCUCUACCAGUGCAUGGUAGGAAAAAGAGAGCAGUUGUCAGGGACACUCUUCCAAAGAGGCUGAUCAAGCAGAAGGCUGUGGAGUCCCAGCGGGAGCGAAUGGUAAAGGCCUUGGCUGAACUGCUUCAAAGGAACAAGAGAUCUUCAGCAAGGAUGGGCCGGCUGCCAGCUUCUGGCCCUAAAGUUAGCAGGAUGGUUCCUGAGCAGACUAAACCAGACCCAGAGUCUGGCAAUUCUGUAAAAUCUAAAAUCUGUUCCACCCUCGCAUCACAAGUAGAAAAAACCACCAACUCCAUUGUGUCACCCAGGCCGCGAGGACGACCACGGGGUUCCUCCAGAAAAAGACUUGUUAAAGAAGCUGAGCCUCAUUGUGAAAGCACCAAAGCUCCAUCUUCUAUCCCAGAACCCAUUAGAAACCUUCAUUCGUCUUCACCAUGCCAAGUGGACAGUCUGUCUUCUCAGCCCGUUGAACCUUCAAAGAAACCACCGCUCAUCUUGAAGUUCUUCUCAAAGGCUAGGCGGCACAAAUCUGGCCAAUUGGUGGUAACUCAUGUCCGGCUAAAGACACCUGGCCAUAGAAGGGGCCGUAAGAAGAAGUGGAGUGUUGUGCCCAGAAAAAAAAUGUCUCCCAUUCCUUCUCGGUCCGUUUCAGAAUCUGAGGCUCCUUUGUCAGACUCAGAGGCUUCUGCCCCAGAACCAGAGCAAAAAGAGGAGUCUUCUGCUUCACAGUCACAGCCUCCUGAGGUGCUUACUCCAGAUUCAGAGCCACAGCCUGGACCUUCUAUCCCAAAGCCAGAGCCACAGCCAGAGGUGGUAAUUCAAGAACUAGAACCAGAUCAGCUACCAGAGAUUUCCCUGAAGCCAGUAACCUCUAAGGUAGAGCCACAGGCUCUGCCACAAGUUGUAGAUGUUCUUGCUUUGUCCAAUGAGGCAUCCUGGAAAGAAUCACAGCAGCCUUGUCCACAGAAUGAUGGGGCUGGAAGCCUUUCAGAGGAGGGAGCUUCAAUCAUUGCCCAUUCCACACGGGCACAGUGUUUGAAAAGAGGCCGUGGUCGGCCACCUCUCACCCCAACCCAGCGAGCCCAGCGUAUGGCUACUCAGCAGCUACCAACCAAAGCUAAGGAAGAAGGUUUGGGGGUUGCUCAGCAACCUGGCAUUACUUGCCAAGAGGAAGCAUUGGCUCACAAGACCACCUUUUUAAAGAAUAUUCGCCAGUUCAUCAUGCCUGUGGGAUGUCAAAGUGUCAGGGCUGGGGACUUUGAGAUACCAAAGGGCCCAGCUGAGCAGGCCAUGACGUCUGAACUCAAAACAGAAGACAGGAAAGAGGCCAGAAAACAGGGCCAAGAGUCCCCAGUGCAAGGUCCUCGGAUCAAGCAUGUGUGUCGGCAUGCCUCAGUGGCCCUGGGACAGUCUCGGGCCAUGGUGCCAGAGGAUGUACCACGCCUCAGUGCCCUGCCACUGCGGGAAAGGGAGGAGAUUGCCGCAUCACCCACCAUAGAGGGUGAGUGGCUCUAUGAAACUUCUUCAGCCUCUGAGAGUGAGAGUGGCCACCAGAAGCAAGUGAAGGUAGAUGCUACCAUCAAAGCUGUGCCACCCCCAGUGCGCCGCCAUGUCUCCCACCAUCAUGGCAAGAAGAACCGAAUGGCACGCUGUGGGAAGUGCAAGGGCUGCCUGAAGUUGCAAGAUUGUGGGGAAUGCAACAACUGCCUAGACAAGCCAAAGUUUGGUGGGCCAAACACCAAGAAGCAGUGCUGCGUGUAUCGGAAGUGUGACAAGAUUGAAGCACGGCGGGUGGAGCGGCUGUCUAAGAAAGGCCGUCCUGUAGUGAAGGCCAUCGUUUCCUGGGAUUCAGAGGAUUCUGGAGAGGCAUUUCCAGCCCCCUUGGAGGUCAUGCUGGGGGCCACAGAGACAGCCGAGCAAGACUCCUUGCUGCAGCGCAAGUCAGCCCGGCGCUGUGUCAAACAGAGGCCCUCGUAUGACAUAUUUGACUCCUCCGACUCGGACACAGAACCAGUGUCUGGCUCAGCUACGCAUCGCCGGAAAUCCUCCCGGGAUUCAGAUUUACUUCCCAUGGAUUCUGAGGAGCAAAGUCGACCCCGAAAAACCCCACUUCAGCCUGUGGUGCAGUUAAAAGCCAGAAAGAAGCCUGAGAAGGUGAGGCUUCAGCGAGGGGAUGUCCCCUUUUCUGGCACAUUCCCAUCAUUGUCCAGCGGCUGGAAUGGGAAACAGAAAUCAACAGAUGGCAUCCACCGGCUCAGGGUUGAUUUCAAGGAAGACUGUGACCUAGAGAACGUCUGGUUGAUGGGUGGCCUCAGCAUCCUCACUUCAGUACCAGUAACCACACAGCUGGUGUGCCUGCUAUGUGCUAGCAAAGGCUUCCAUCAGCUUGUGUUCUGCCAGGUGUGUUGUGACCCUUUUCAUGUCUUUUGCCUGGAGGAGGAUGAACAGCCACUGCCUGAGCAGGAGGAGAGCUGGUGUUGCCGUCGUUGCAAAUUCUGUCAUGUCUGUGGCCGCAAAAACAAGGCAUCCAAGCAACUGCUGGAGUGUGAGCGCUGCAGGAACUGCUAUCACCUGGCUUGCCUGGGACCCAACUAUCCCACUAAACCUUUCCGUAAGAGGAAAGGCUGGAUCUGUUCAGCCUGCAUCCGCUGCAAGAGUUGUGGGACAGCUCCAGGGAAGAACUGGGACACUGAGUGGUCGAGUGACUACAGCUUGUGUUCUGCUUGCUCUGUGCUGUAUGAUAAAGGAAACUACUGUCCAAUCUGCUUACACUGCUAUGAAGACAAUGACUAUGAGAGCAAGAUGAUGCAGUGUGCCAAGUGUGACCACUGGGUUCAUGCCAAGUGUGAGGGACUUUCAGAUGAGGGCUAUGAGAUCUUGUCCAACUUGCCUGAGAGUGUUGUAUACGCUUGCCGGCCCUGCUGUGGUAGUGACAAGGCCAAGUGGCGAGAGGUCCUCAGCUUGGAGCUGCGCAAGAGCCUCCGGCAGGUGCUUCAAGGACUAAUGAGCUCCAAGUGUGCCACCUCAUUGCUGCAGUGCACACAGUGUUGCCCGGAUGAUGGUGUAAAGGUUCACCUGGGGCCCUGUGACCUACGCACUGUCAACAAGCUUUUUGAACAGGGUCACUACUCAUCUGUGCACAGCUUCAAUGAGGACAUGGUAGGAGUCCUGUUGUGGCAAACAGAGGAUCAGCAGAACAACCUUACUGCAAAGGCACUCUAUCUUGAGCUAAUGGGAAAGUUCUUCAACUGGUUUGAUGCUCAAGAUGCAAAGCACUGGACGCAUAACAGCACCCUUCCCAAUGGCAUGCUUCCCAAUGCUGUCUUGCCUCCUUCCUCUGACCACAUCUAUGCUCAAUGGAGGCACUCGGAGGAGGUCAUCCCAGCUACUAAUAGUCAUUUGACUUACACUGUUCCUGAAAAAAUGGCUCUGAAAGAUGAAGAUCACACCUCAAUGCAGCAACCAUUGGCUGACUCUGAGGACAAGAGACAGUGUGUCCUGUGCCUCCAGUAUGGUGAUGCUCCCUCCAAGGAUGCAGGCAGGUUACUGUACAUUGGCCAAAAUGAAUGGACUCAUGUCAACUGUGCUAUCUGGUCAGCUGAGGUCUUUGAGGAGAAUGAUGGCUCCCUAAAGAAUGUGCAUGCUGCUGUGGCCCGGGGUCGGCAAAUGCGCUGUGAACAUUGUCAACGUAAUGGGGCCACAGUUGGCUGCUGCCUCUCUACAUGUGUCAGCAACUACCAUUUUAUGUGUGCUCGCUUCCGCCAGUGCACUUUCCAGGAUGACAAGAAAGUCUUCUGCCAGAAGCAUGUUGAUCUUCUGGAUGGGGCGGAAAUUGUUGCUGAAGAUGGGUUUGAUGUCCUGCGCCGUGUCUAUGUUGACUUUGAAGGAAUCAGCUUCAAGAGGAAAUUUAUGGUGGGCCUGGAACCAGACACCGUCAACAUGAUGAUAGGUUCUAUGAAGAUAGACAGUUUGGGAAUGCUGACAGACUUGUCGGAUUGUGAGGGACGCCUCUUCCCUGUAGGCUACCAGUGUUCCCGGAUGUAUUGGAGUACAGUGGAUGCUCGCAGGCGGUGCUGGUAUAAGUGCCGUGUCUUGGAGUAUCGCCCAAAGCAGAGCCAGGAGGAGCAAGAUGCAUCAGGAGAGCAGGAAGAGAACCACACUAUUGUCCACAGUCCUGCCGCAGAUUCAAGUAUAGAAGACAAGUGUCCUCAGGAUGCACCCACUUCCAUGCCACCCCUGGAGCAUCACUCUCCUGCCCAGACCCCUGGGCCUCGGCCACCCCCGGAACCUGCUGCCUCGAAGCCUAAAUUUCUCACUGGAGCUCGCAUCAAAGUGCCCAACUACUCCCCUACUCGGAGGCCCAUCAGUGGCGUGUCAUCCCGCCCUUUGCCAUCCCCUGGGAGUGCAUCUUCCAUGUCUCAUCACAUCUUGACUGUGGGUGAUCCAGAUUUCCCUCCUCCACGCCGUACUCAACGUCUCAGCCCCCUGUCCCCUAGCAGUGUCCUCCGGACCCACAGGUCCUCGUUUCCACCUCAACCCACAGCUAACAGGACUAGUCCCCCUAGCACCUCUCUCAGGGCAAUGCCUUCCCUCCCAGACAACUCUACAGCUGGGAGUGAAUUCAGGCAAAAUUCUACCUCUGAUGGGCAGCGGACCUCACCUACCUCACCCCCUCCUUCACCCCCACCUGUGCCGCCAGAGCUGGCUUUUGAGCUCAAUGUCUCUGACCUGGAAUUUGAUGAUAGCCUCCUGGACGAGCCUUUCCAGGAAGAGGAGCUUGAAGUACCACGGACAAGUCCCCCCUCACCUAGCCUGGGCCUGCCCCAGUUGGAUGAGCUGGGUGAUGGUGAGAGCGAGGAGGAAGGCGAGGCCAGCCGAUACUUUCGCUUCCCACGCACAGUGGUGACACGAGAGUCACCUCUCCCCUCUUACCCCCUGGAUCUCCCGUUGCCCCACAUUAACCAGCUGGACGGCAUAGAUGAUGGCACUGACAGUGAAGCCGAUGCAGCUGGGGGACACCCCCCUGCCAAGGGCAAACAAGCUGAGCCAAGAGUUGAGUGCGAACUGGCUGGACCUGCUCCUGCUCCUGAGGACUUGCCUUCUGACAUUGUGGACUUUGUACUAAAGAACAUGGAUGACCCUGAGAGUAAGGCCCCACUGCCUUCCUGUCUCAAUCCAAUGCCACUGCCUCCAGCACCUGCUACCUCCACCAGCCUCAAUGGCACUGAAUCAGCCCACCAUAACCCUGCCCCAGAUCUGACCCCAACUGUAACCCUUAGUUGUGCUCAGGUGCCAGGCAUCCCUGAGGUACAAGUGCUGGGACCUGAGGGGCAAAAGCCUAGUUCCAGAAUCAUUCUUUUGAAUAAAAUGGGACAGAUGUGUGUAAAAGUGCAGGGUGAAGAAGGCGUUCUGAACUCGCAAGAUGGGGAGCAGGCCUCCAGCUGCGAUGCCAAACUGAAUCCACCACCACCACCCACACCUGCACCCAGCCUUGGCACAGUCAUUUUACGGGCACCUCUGGGCCUGACUCCAAACUCAUUGCCCACUUGGACAAUUCGAGGUCCAGUACUCAGUAUGGUGCCCAUGGUGAAUGUGGUGGGCACCACAUCUCAAGCUGUUGGUGGUGGGCAGUUGGCACUGGGUGCCCCGGCUUUGGUAACACCCUCUCUGGGUCUCCAGCAGACCUGUCUCUUUCAGCCUGUGGCUGUGAAUUCUGGCGUGCUGAGCAUUCCUGGUUUGAUGUCCUUGCCUGGUCCCCGCCCAGCCAUCCGUGUCAAGAGAGUCUCCACAUUUGUAGGAAAUGUACCUGUCAAGAAGGUGAAGCUGGAUGGAGUCAAUGAAGAGGAGCCAUUGCCUGUGUCACCUACAGUUAUUCCUGAUCACUUGGUUAAUAACUGCAUUUCCGACAAUACUGUAGGCUUUGGCAUUGGGAGGGUGCGGAUGAAGACUCCCACGACAAAGUGUGUACUAGACCUGGAUGAGCUUAAAGAGGAGACAGACACUGUUGGAGAGAGUGAGCUUUCCCCAAUGGAGCAUUCUCCUUGUUUGGGAGCAUUGCACUCCUGUCCUGGAAGCCCAGAACAGAACCAGGAGCCUCUCUUGGAACCAGCAUGGCAUAGAUAUGCAGGUACAGGGGAACUGUCCAGUUCUGAUGAGGACAACAUUCACCAGGAAGACAAAGAGAAUGUGAUGCCUCGCAAGACACAACCCCACCUUUGUUUCGAGAUCACCAGUGAGGAUGGCUUCAACGUGCAGGCUGACACCAUUGAUGGUGCCUGGAAAGCUGUUAUUGAAAAAGUUCAAGAGGCUCGCAUCAAUGCCCGGCUCAAACAUCUGUCAUUUGCAGGCAUGAAUGGCGUGCGCAUGUUGGGGAUGCACCACGAUGCUGUCAUCUUCCUGGUGGAACAGCUGUAUGGUGCCAAGUCCUGCCACAAGUACAAAUUUCGCUAUCAUCAGCAUGAAGGUGAGGAGGAAGAGCUGCCCCUCAAUCCUCAUGGCUGUGCUCGGGUUGAAGUCUAUGCCAGGAAAUGCACCUUUGAUAUGUUCAAUUUCCUGGCCUCACAACAUCGUGUUCUUCCUGAGGGAGGCCCCUAUGAUGAAGAAGAAGAUGAAGUACAGCUCAAAUCCACCAGGCGAGCUACCAGCCUGGAGCUUCCCAUGGCAAUGCGGUUUCGACAUCUAAAGAAAACCUCCAAGGAAGCUGUGGGCGUAUACAGGUCAGCCAUCCAUGGUCGAGGUCUCUUCUGCAAGCGCAACAUUGAUGCAGGCGAGAUGGUUAUUGAGUACUCAGGCAUUGUUAUCCGUUCAGUGCUUACGGACAAGCGUGAAAAAUACUACGACAGCAAGGGCAUUGGAUGCUACAUGUUCCGCAUUGAUGACUUUGAUGUGGUGGACGCCACAAUGCAUGGCAAUGCUGCCCGCUUCAUCAACCACUCCUGUGAGCCCAACUGUUACUCGCGUGUCAUCCAUGUCGAGGGCCAGAAACACAUUGUGAUUUUUGCCCUGCGGCGGAUCUUCCGGGGUGAGGAACUGACCUACGACUACAAAUUCCCCAUUGAGGAUGCUGGGAGCAAGCUGCCUUGCAAUUGUGGAGCCAAGCGUUGCCGUCGCUUCCUCAACUAAAAGACUCAGCCCUAUCCAGAUUUCCCAGAGGCAUGUGCUGUCCCAGCACCGCCCUGAUGUUGGGUGGCAUGCUGAAUGGCAUGGAGGGAAUUUAACCUCGCCAUUCCUUUCCAAGCAGGACUGUCUUAUCUCUCGAGUGUAGUCACAGAAUUGACAGUGACUCAUCUCCAAGGAGCAACUGCUAUACCCCUUUUCUGUGGACUGCAGAAGAAGCUAUUGGCAGUGGUCUCGUCACUUUUGAGUCUGUGGCUUAAAGUUACAAUAAGCAGAGAUAUGGGGCAAGUAUGGGAUGGGUGACCCCUUACUUGUGCCCAUCUGCUUUAUAGUCCUAAUAUUCCCCCCCUCCCCUUCCUCAUUUAUGGGGUAAGAAUAUCCUUUUAAUUUUGUACUUCAGAUUUUUGUGAUUUCCCCCUUCCCUCGGCAUUAGGUUCUCUGUUUAAAAAAGAAAAAACUUCUGACCCAGGAGGAUGUAAAUAUUUGUACAAAUUUCUAAACCUGUUUAUUUUCUAUGCACUUUUUUAUUUAAGAUGCUCAGUCAACUCAGAUGGUAAAGGGUUGGAUUCUUGUUGGUAUAAUUUUAAAUAAAAUGCAAUUUUGACACGAC